UCAUCAUUGCAACGCCGCGCUUUAUCUCCUCUUCUGCAACUCUCUCUCUCUCUCUCUCACUCACUGAGUCGCACUAACUCCAUGGGCUCAGCUUCUACACUCUCUCUAUGCUCUCACUCAACGGUGAAUUUUGAAUUUCAUCGGAGAAAACUAGGGUUUGGAAGGGACCAAACAAUAAACAGCUCACACAGAAGCUACGUUUUGCUUCCUAUUUCGCCUUCACUGUAUUUCAGUAGUAGUAGUAAUAGAAGUAAAUGCUUGCAGCUGAAACGCGUAAUUGUUCGAGCUGCCUCGUCUAGUAGUACUGGUUCGAGACGUUCGUCGAGUUCUCGGAGAGUUUACAAGGAAUCACAAGCUCAACCGCCAACAUUACCUGUUGAUCAAAUUGCUUCUUUUGUUGUGCCCGCCGGUGCUUUUGUGAUUAUCUCUUUUGUUUUGUGGAAGCUGGUGGAGAAAAUUCUUCAACCCAAACCAGCCAAGACUUCAGCAGAAGAAAGCAAAUCUACUGAAGGAGUAAAGUGGUUCAUCGCCCCUGGGACAAACUUGUUGCCUGGUUUUGGUGAAAAGAUUGAAAGAGAAUCCAAGCUAAGGCUUAAUGAGUUUGCUAAAGAGCUUAGAUCUUUCAGCAUUGUUGACAUGUCAGGUCGAAACUUUGGAAAUGACGGGCUAAUUUUCCUAGCAGAGAGUUUAGCAUAUAAUCAGACAGCAGAGGAAGUGAAUUUUGCUGCUAAUGGAAUAACUGCUGAAGGAUUGAAGGCCUUUGAUGGCAUCUUGCAAUCAAAUAUUGCACUAAAGACUCUUAACCUAUCUGGAAAUGCUAUUGGAGAUGAAGGAGCCAAGUGUCUAUGUGAUAUACUGGCAAAUAACUCUGGUAUUCAAAAGCUCCAGCUAAACAGCACCGGCCUAGGAGAUGAGGGAGCUAAAGCUAUUGGUGAAAUGCUGAAAACAAAUUCAACUUUGCGUGUAGUUGAACUAAACAAUAAUCAGAUUGACUAUUCUGGAUUUUCAGGUCUUGCUGGAUCACUUCUUGAGAAUAAAAGUUUACAAUCGUUGCAUCUCAAUGGCAACUAUGGUGGUGCUUUAGGUGCUGCAGCAUUGGCUAAAGGCCUGGAGGGCAAUAAAUCUUUGAGGGAACUUUAUUUGCAAGGGAACUCUAUUGGUGAUGAAGGAGUACGGGCAUUAAUUUCUGGCCUAUCUUUGCGUAAAGGGAAACUUGUCUUACUUGACAUGGCCAACAACUCAAUUACUGCUAGAGGUGCAUUUCAUGUAGCAGAAUAUGCCAAAAAAAGCAAAAGCUUACUAUGGUUGAACCUCUAUAUGAAUGACAUCAAAGAUGAGGGAGCUGAAAAGAUUGCAGAAGCUUUGAAGGAGAACCGCUCAAUAACUAACAUAGAUCUAGGGGGCAAUGACAUACAUGCUAAGGGUAUCAGUGCCUUAGCAGAAGUUCUGAAAGAUAAUUCUGUCAUUACCUCAUUAGAGCUUGGUUACAACCCCAUUGGACCAGAGGGGGCGAAGGCAUUAGCAGAGGUCCUCAAGUUUCAUGGAAAUGUGAAAGAUCUCAUGCUUGGUUGGUGUCAGAUUGGAGCCAAAGGUGCGGAGGCUAUUGCUGAUAUGUUGAAGUACAAUAGUACCAUCUCUAAUCUAGACUUGCGAGCCAAUGGACUAAGAGACGAGGGUGCAAUCUGCCUUGCUCGGAGUUUAAAGGUGGUCAAUGAAGCCUUGACAACACUCAAUUUAGGGUUCAAUGAAAUUAGAGAUGAAGGAGCUUUCUCCAUCGCUCAAGCACUGAAGGCAAACGAAGAUGUAAGACUCACAUCCAUAAAUCUUACCAGCAACUUCCUCACCAAACUAGGGCAGACAGCUCUCACAGAUGCAAGAGACCAUGUGUUUGAGAUGACUGAGAAGGAGCUUGCUGUUAUGUUCUAAAAUACUACUCCUUUGAUCAAAUAUGUUUUUCUUCCUACUUUCUAUUCUUGAGGUUGGGGCAUGGGUGCAUAGAUGGAGGAUUUUGUCGUCUUUUUUUUUUUUUUUUUUUUGCUUUUUUCUUUUUAGGGAAUAGAAUCACAGCCCACCAUGAUAUUCUUUCCACUGGCGUGGAUCAAGAGUCUACCCUUAGUUCCCUUGUUUCUGAAUUCUUGAGUGGGCAAGGGUGGGAAUUUUGGUAUUGAGCUAUGUACUGAUAUUGUCAAAGAAUUCUUCUUUUAGUCUUCUCAUUUGAUAAUGUAAGUGGCAUGUAUACGACAAUUCUUCAAUAUUAAUUGUUAGGUUAUAGUAAAUAUAAAACAGAUCCAGCGAGGUAUUCCUAUCGAGAACUUCAAUUAGUUUUUUUUU
This is a messenger RNA of Nicotiana attenuata, 2331 nucleotides long. RefSeq names its product protein NLRC3. The transcript has 18 exons. The record is from RefSeq and is a predicted model, not a curated record. Gene Ontology annotation, molecular function: small GTPase binding; GTPase activator activity. Gene Ontology annotation, biological process: nucleocytoplasmic transport; activation of GTPase activity. Gene Ontology annotation, cellular component: nucleus; perinuclear region of cytoplasm; cytosol. NCBI's taxonomy places the organism in Eukaryota, Viridiplantae, Streptophyta, Magnoliopsida, Solanales, Solanaceae. Bases 82 to 1926 code for a protein of 614 amino acids.